AGAUCGAUGUGUCAUUAGCAACUGUCCGACCACAUCUCACAUUCAGUCUACAGAGAAUGUGGUUGCCACAACAGAAGCUGUUACUAUAAUUUCAAAGACAGUCGAUUUUUUUUUCAGACGAGAAAUCAACAACCAAAUUUAUACUAGGUGUUAAAGAUCGGGGUAAUUAUUUGUCUUAUUGUGUACUUGGUAAUUGGUAAAUAUAAAUUAUUCAGUGUUGUUACACGCAGAUUCUGCAACAUUCAAGCCAAAUGUCUUUGGUUUGUUUAUAUGAAAAAAAUAUAUGAUAUAUAAUUGUGAACUAUUUUUAAUUAUUGUAAUCUUUAUUUAUAUGACUUUAAACAUGAGAAGAUGCCCUUCCCGGAGCUGUAGUUGGUGCAUUAUUAGGGGGAGUGUUGUUUGGAGCAGCUGUCACGGCCAUGGUUUUUAUCCAUCUCCGUAGAAGAAAACAGGAAAACUCUGUGUAAUACCAAUUUAAACUUAUUUAAGAUUCACAACAACGAUUGAAUAUAUACAUGUUUAAGAAUUUAAAAGUUCCAUUUAAUAUUCGCUCUUCCAGUGAGGACCAGAGUUCAGUUGUGCAGAAUCCGGCAUACGAAGCUAGAAGCAUACCCAGAAAAAGCAUGGUUUACUAUGAAAUAAAAGAUUUGCCGCAAAAUUUCACAAAGCCACCAUACGGUCCUCUAAGCGAAAAGAAGCUAAUAUCCUCUGAAAUUAGAUCCAAAGAGUGUAAUGUGUAUGACCACCUGCAUGACACAAAUACACCAGAGGGAGGUAACUCAUACAGUCACACAACACCUGUACCUUUUGUUAUAUCAACCUGUCAGGAAAACAGAACAGGGUCUUCAGGAAUCAUUUUAAAUGAUUUCGAUAAGAGAGAAGAUGAUCCGACCUGUAGUGACCCCUCAGAGGAGAUAUCUAAGGGAAAAGAGGACAGUGUCGUUUAUUUUGUGCUUGAGAAAGAAGUGCAAUGAAGAAAGAAAACAAUCAUCGUGUACUUAUGUAAUUUUGACAGAGCAUAGUGUAAAGACUCUAUGUAACAAGAAACCUAUUUUCUUUUAUUAACUAGUUUACCAGAUUUACUUUCUUCUACAUCUUCAAAGAACAAAUGAAAA
Saccostrea cuccullata (small rock oyster) is the source of this 1115-nucleotide messenger RNA. RefSeq lists its product as uncharacterized. NCBI's taxonomy places the organism in Eukaryota, Metazoa, Mollusca, Bivalvia, Ostreida, Ostreidae. The transcript has 3 exons. The record is from RefSeq and is a predicted model, not a curated record. The coding region runs from base 516 to 974 and encodes 152 amino acids.